CUUCUGAUCAUUCACAUACUAUGACUGGAAAUAUCCAUCUAAGAUCUCACACUGCAAGAGAUCCAUCUAAUCCCAAGGAAUCUUCCUCACCCCAUGAAGGUGAUCAAAGAGGUGAAAAUCUUUUCUCACAUACAGUGUGUGGGAAAUCUUUCACUGAAAACAAAAACCUUCUUAAACACCAAAGUAUUAACACGGGUAAGCAAACCUAUUCAUGUUCAGAGUGUGAAAAAUGUUUCAUUCGUAAAGGAGACUUUGUUAAACACCAGAGAAUUCACACAGGUGAGCGACCUCAUUCAUGCUCAGAGUGCGGGAAAAGUUUCACUGAGAAAAGAACCCUUACUCAACACCAGAAAAUUCACUCGGGUGAGCGACCUUACUCAUGUUCAGAGUGCGGGAAAUCUUUCACUGAGAAAGGAGCCCUUGCUAAACACCAGAGAUUUCACACCGGUGAGCGCCCCCAUUCAUGUUCAGAGUGCGGAAAAUCCUUCACUGAGAAAGGAGACCUUGGUAAACACCUGAAAAUUCACACAGGUGAGCGUCCUUAUAUAUGUUCAGAGUGUGGGAAAUCUUUCACUGAGAAAGGAGACCUUGUUAGACACCUGAAAAUUCACACAGGUGAGCGUCCUUAUUCAUGUUCAGAGUGCGGAAAAUCUUUCAUUCAUAAAGUAGUCCUUGUUCAGCACCUGAAAAUUCACACAGGUGAGCGUCCUCAUUCAUGUUUAGAGUGCGGGAAAUCUUUCACUCAGAAAGGAUCCCUUAUUAAACACCAGAGGACUCACACGGGUGAGCGUCCCUAUUCAUGUUCAGACUGUGCGAAAUCUUUCACUAAUAAAGUAUUACUUGUUCAACACCAGAGAAUUCACACAGGUGAGCGGCCUUAUUCAUGUACAGAGUGCGGGAAAUCCUUUGCUUAUAAAGGAACACUUUGGAAACACAAGAUAAUUCACACGGGUGAACGUCCUUAUUCGUGUUCAGAGUGCGGAAAAUCUUUCAUCGAGAAACAUAAACUUCUUACACACCAGAGAAAACAUACUGUGGAGCGUCCUCACUGCUUUAUGACUGCAGGAAAUGUUUUACAGGUAAAAGAAGUCUCAUUAGACAGCACCAGCUGA
Nanorana parkeri is the source of this 1112-nucleotide messenger RNA. RefSeq names its product gastrula zinc finger protein XlCGF8.2DB-like. Bases 21 to 1112 code for a protein of 363 amino acids. The transcript has a single exon. Lineage: Eukaryota; Metazoa; Chordata; Amphibia; Anura; Dicroglossidae. The record is from RefSeq and is a predicted model, not a curated record.